Messenger RNA from Rotaria socialis, 1557 nucleotides. NCBI's taxonomy places the organism in Eukaryota, Metazoa, Rotifera, Eurotatoria, Philodinida, Philodinidae. The record is from the annotation of a GenBank genome assembly.
AUGGAUGACGAUUGUCUCACAUUAGUUGAAGAUAUUAAUAAUGAUGAAGAUCCACUUAUAGCAGAGGUUGAUGUUUAUUUAACACGCAUAUUUGCUGAUCAACUAUAUCUCUUUCAAUAUCCACUUCGUUCCACUCAUCUUCAAUAUGUCAACGAUUCCACGUUUAUUGGUGCUCGUUUAAAACCUAAGACAAAAGUUGUACAACUCGAUUAUGUUUUCGAUACCGAAUCGGAUUUCCAUUGUAAAGAUAAUGAAGCAAGUGUCAUACAAAAUUUCACAUCAACAACCGCCGAUGAACGAAUAAACUCCAUGGAUCGUUUAACACUAUCAUCGUUGAAUACAACACAAGGCGAUAAUUAUAAACGUUUUGCUGUUGGCCUGUUAACACCGAAUGGUAUUCAACUUUCACCGUUGAAUGCAAUCUUUCAACUGCGACCCGAUUUCGAUUCGACAUCAUCCGUACUUGUUCGACAAGCAGCGCCGAUUGAAAUUGAUGAAGAUGAGACUGAAUCUAGUUUUCACAAACAAUCCAGCUCGAAUAGUGACGACGCGACAACAGACGAAGAAGCCAAUGAACUUGUCACAAUGAAAUUUUGGAAACCGGAAGGACGAUUACAACGCGAGAGAAAAAUGCGUUCGUACAAUUAUUUCGAACGUGCUCGUAAUGAAGAACGAUGGAUUGAUUUCGCCUAUUAUUCGCCCAACGAAUGUGAGUCUAUUGACUUACGAAAAAAAUGGACAUUGAUGGAUAACGAUGAAAGAAGUCGUUCGAUUAUUCGCUGGAGAAAAACUAUCUCAAUUCAAGAUUAUUUUCAAUUAUUAAUUUUUGAUAAAACAAUUAUAUUCGAGAGUCCGAUUGAAAAAGAAAAACCGGCCAUUGAAUCAACACUCGCCACGGAACAAAAACCACUAGUGGUUCCUCCAACAAAACCAAAAAAGAAGAAAAAAACUGAUUUAGAUAAAUCAUCGAAAAAACUAUCGAGAAAAAGUCGAACUAAAAAUGUUAAGUCUACCGAUUCGACAUUGAAUCCUGAACAAACAACAACGACAAGUACACCAUCAUUACCUACGACAAUAGUUAAACAAGAUCCUGAAAAAAUACAACAUGAACUGCUAUCGUUCAUGAAACGACGCUUUGGUUAUCGACCCUAUUUUAAACUAAGCGAAAUUAAUAUCGCAAUUAAACUGGAAUUGAUCUCAUCACCACCCGGGCAUCCGCUCGCGUCAGGAAUUACAGAAGGAAGUAUACUUCGUGCAGUUGCGGAGAUCGGAGCAAUUUAUGUGAACAAAAAGUGGCCGAAGAAUCUCAAACAAGAACCGGUUUUUGUGAAUGCACAGAUGGGUGAUAAAUAUGACGUGCUUCGUCGUUAUGUUGCUGAACUUCUUGAAAAAUGUGAUAGUUUUCAAUUUACGGAAUUACGCUCACGAAUUAAACAAGAAAAUCAAACCCAACAGUUUCCUGUGCACGAAGUGAAAAAAUUCGUCAAAGAUCAUUGUAUCACUCGUUCUUCACGCAAAGGUGUACUUUAUUGUGUAAAAGGCACAUUGGUCAAGUAA